Molecule: messenger RNA, 1184 nt
Organism: Papaver somniferum (opium poppy)
Lineage: Eukaryota; Viridiplantae; Streptophyta; Magnoliopsida; Ranunculales; Papaveraceae
Product: glyoxylate/hydroxypyruvate reductase HPR3-like
Exons: 2
Coding region: 59-1033 (324 amino acids)
Cellular component (GO): cytosol
Molecular function (GO): hydroxypyruvate reductase [NAD(P)H] activity; NAD binding; glyoxylate reductase (NADPH) activity
Source: RefSeq, a predicted model, not a curated record
AACAACAGUAAUUGUCUUUAACAAAAGUUUCCAGUUCUUGCUCAAGAAUUCAAUUUCGAUGGAAACAAGGAGGGAUGAGUUACCAAUUGUUCUAACCCUACAUCCAUUCCCAUUCUUGCCUUCAUUUGAAGAACAAUUCUCCAAAAAAUUCAAAACUCUAAAAAGAACUGAUCUUUCAAUACCUUUAACUGAAUUCCUAACCACACAUUGUGAAUCCGUACAAGCUCUAGUAUGUGGUGGUGGUGCUCCUGUUCCAAUUGAAACCCUCAAUUGUUUACCUUCUCUAGGUUGUGUAUUAACAACAAGUGCUGGUCUUGAUCAUAUCGAUUUGGUUGAGUGCAAAAGAAGAGGUAUUGCUGUUUGUAACGCUGGUACUGCUUACUCUGAAGAUGUAGCCGAUCUUGCUGUUGGCCUUUUAAUUGAUGUUCUUAGAAGAAUUUCGUCCGCUGAUCGAUUUGUUCGCGCUGGGCUUUGGCCUGUCAAGGGCGAUUUUCCUCUUGGUUCAAAGUUGCGUCGAAAGAGAGUGGGGAUCGUUGGGCUAGGAAGUAUUGGCUCCGAGGUGGCAAAAAGACUUGCAGCGUUUGGCUGCAUCAUCUCGUACAACUCGAGGAAUAAGAAAUCAACUGUUCCAUUCCCUUACUAUUCCAGUGUAACCGAUCUCGCAUCCAACAGCGAUAUCCUUGUCCUUUGCUGUGAACUAAACGAAGAAACAUUCCACAUUAUUAACAAAACUGUAAUGUUGGCACUGGGAAAGAAAGGAAUCAUCAUAAAUGUGGGAAGAGGAGCCUUAAUCGACGAGAAAGAACUUGUGAGGUGUUUGAUUCAAGGAGAUAUAGGAGGUGCUGGUUUUGAUGUGUUUGAAAAUGAACCUCAUGUUCCUACAGAGCUUUUAGAAUUAGAUAAUGUUGUAUUAUCUCCACAUAAAGCUGUGGUAACUCCAGAAUCAUUUUCAGCUCUACAUGAACUGUUGAUAGCAAACUUAGACGCUUUCUUCUCGGGUAAACCCUUGUUGUCAUUAGUCAAGAACAAGUGAACAUAGUCUUCUGUAGGCUGAACUUUGCAGUUCUUAAACGACAUAUCUCAUAGAUACAUGUGUAACGGAGUUUAUAUGCGCACCCAUCAUUUUAUAUUUUGUCGUUGUUGGAGGAACAGAAUUGUCCUCUAUGGAAAUAUUUUAAGCACCA